This is a messenger RNA of Alternaria metachromatica, 798 nucleotides long. RefSeq lists its product as uncharacterized. The record is from RefSeq and is a predicted model, not a curated record. Lineage: Eukaryota; Fungi; Ascomycota; Dothideomycetes; Pleosporales; Pleosporaceae. The transcript has 2 exons. The coding region runs from base 1 to 798 and encodes 265 amino acids.
AUGGCUAACGUUGGUCACGACCCUCGCAUUUACAAUACGCUCCUCACGCUCGGAUGGAUAUUGAUGGUACCCGGACAAUCCAUGGUUUUGUACUCGCGCCUACACCUGAUAUCGCCCAACCUCAGGCUUCUGCGAUUCAUCUUUUGGGUCAUCAUUGUUUCAGCAGUAUGCCUUUGCGUGCCGACCGUAGUCCUGAAUCUACGAUUAUUCACCAAUCACCCAGAGCGAUAUCUUCGCGGCUACAUGGUCAUGGAGAAGAUACAAAUGACUCUCUUCACUAUCCAGGAGAUCUCGAUAUCCUGCAUCUACCUUUGGGAGACUCGGAAGCUGAUGCGCGUAAUCUUUGACGGAAAGGCCAGAAAGUGGAUGUGGCAACUCGUCGCAAUGAGCUUACUCCUGCUGAUACUGGAUAUUGCGUUGCUUACGACGGAAUUCUUGAAUCUCUACAUGAUACAGACGACCUUCAAAUCACUUGUUUACAGCUUCAAGCUCAAGAUCGAGUUCGCAGUACUCAGUCAAAUCGUGCGCGUCAUCCAAGAUCGUUCGCAGUCUAGCCGCUCAGACAUAACGCCCCCGUCGGAUUUGGAGCGCCAACUCAACACCCGAAAGCCAACGUCCAGUCAAGUGUCAGAGGUGGAGAGUUUGCAACGCAACGUACCACUUGAAUGGCGCUUGUCAAGAGAGGCGACAUCUUUUGUUUCGCCAGUCGCUCUCACUAUGGCGAAGAGACAAGACAUCAAAAGCGCUAGGUGCAGCGUCGUGUCCAUAGACGCGAUGUAUCCUGGGAGAUUGGGAUGA